Messenger RNA from Coturnix japonica (Japanese quail), 4427 nucleotides. RefSeq names its product kelch like family member 21 (gene KLHL21). Gene Ontology annotation, molecular function: protein binding. NCBI's taxonomy places the organism in Eukaryota, Metazoa, Chordata, Aves, Galliformes, Phasianidae. The record is from RefSeq and is a predicted model, not a curated record.
GAGCGACGGGAGACGGAGUGUGCGCAUGCGCAGUGCGGGGCGGAGCCGCUGGGGGCGGAGCGGGGCAACCAGGAGCGAGUGAGAGAGAGAGAGAGAGAGAGAGAGAACGGGAACGGGACCGAGCCGCUCUCGGGGCCGAAUCCCGGGUCCGUUCGUUCGGCGCGAUCUCGUCCAGUCCCGGUAAUGGCGGCCAGCACCGGCGGCGGGACGGCGGCCACGGGGGAACCGGCACAUGCGGUGUCGCUGCUGCGGGGUCUGAGCGCGCUGCGGGCGGAGCGGAGCCUGUUGGACGUGACGGUGGUGGCGGGCGGCCGCGAGUUCGGUGCGCACCGGGCCGUGCUGGCCGCCGCGUCCGGCUACUUCCGCGCCAUGUUCGGCGGGGCGCUGCGCGAGGCGCGGGCCGACACGGUGCGUCUGCACGGCGUGGAACCGGAGUGUCUGGCCAGGCUGCUCGACUUCGCCUACACCGGCCGCGUGGGCGGGUUGGGCCCCGACAUCGCCGAGCGGCUGCUCCGCGCCGCCGACCUGCUGCAGUUCCCCGCCGUCAAGGACGCGUGCGGGGCCUGGCUGGCGCGGCAGCUGGAGCCCAACAACGCGCUGGACAUGCAGGACUUCGCCGAGGCCUUCGCCUGCCCCGCGCUGGCGGCCGCCGCUCAUCGCUUCAUCCUGCGGCACGUGUCGGAGCUGGGCGCGCAGCUGGAGCGGCUGCCGCUGCCCCGGCUCCUGUCCUACCUGCGGGACGACGGGCUGUGCGUCCCCAAGGAGGAGGCCGCGUUCCAGCUGGCGCUGCGCUGGGUGCACGCUGACCCCGCCGCCCGCGCCCCGCUGCUGCCCCAGCUCCUGGCCCACGUGCGCCUGCCCUUCGUGCGCCGCUUCUACCUGCUGGCACACGUGGAGGGGGAGCCGCUGGUGGCGCGCUGCCCGCCCUGCCUGCGCCUGCUGCAGGAGGCACGAGACUUCCAGGCCGCCCGACUCGACCGCCACGACCGCGGGCCCUGCGCCCGCAUGCGGCCCCGGCCUUCCACCGGCCUGGCCGAGAUCCUCGUCCUCGUCGGUGGCUGCGACCGCGACUGCGACGAGCUGGUCACCGUGGACUGCUACAACCCGCGCACCGGGCACUGGCGCUACCUGGCCGAGUUCCCCGAGCACCUGGGUGGGGGCUACAGCGUCGCCGCUCUGGGCAACGACAUCUACGUGACCGGGGGAUCGGACGGAUCGAGGCUGUACGACUGUGUCUGGAGAUACAACUCCAGCGUGAACGAGUGGACAGAGGUUUCCCCAAUGCUGAAAGCCAGAGAAUACCACAGCUCCACAGUCCUGGAUGGUCUGCUGUACGUUAUCGCCUCCGACAGCACAGAGCGCUACGACCACUCUGUGGACAGCUGGGAGGCUCUGCAGCCCAUGCUGUACCCCAUGGACAACUGCUCCACCACCUCGUGCCGCGGCAAGCUGUUCGCCAUCGGCUCUCUGUCGGGCAAGGAGACCAUGGUGAUGCAGUGCUACGACCCUGACAGCGACCUUUGGUCCCUGGUGAACUGCGGGCACCUGCCUCCGUGGUCCUUCGCCCCAAAGACCGUGACUCUGAACGGGCUCAUGUACUUCAUAAGGGAUGACUCAGCUGAAGUGGAUGUUUACAAUCCAGUGAAGAAUGAAUGGGAUAAAAUCCCUGCCAUGCUUCAGGUCCACGUUGGGGGCAGUGUUGCUGUGCUGGGAGGGAAGCUCUACGUCUCCGGUGGCUACGACAACACCUUUGAGCUCUCGGAUGUCCUGGAAGCUUACGACCCCGAGACACGAACGUGGAGCAUAGCAGGGCGGCUCCCCGAGCCCAUCUUCUGGCACGGCAGCGUCAGCAUAUUCCGACAGUUCAUGCCAGAAACCACACAGGAGGAUGACAGCAUCACGCUGGACAACAACAUCAACUUGAACAGGCAGCGCCCAGAGCUUCACCACCAGAACCUGAAUGAACUCCGUUAGCAAGGGAGCGUGCUGUCCCUGCCUCGAGGCGAGUUCGUUGUCCACAACCAGUGUUGCUCUGAGAGAAGGCAGAGGCAAACUGGAACCUGGAAGCAAAAACGUACUGAUUAGAACAGGGAGUAAAAUUGUGAGUGUUUGAAAUGCUGUUGUAGAAACGUAGCUGGCAGAACACGAGGCCUUUGGGUGCAACGUUCCUCAGCCCUUUUCUGUGGAGGCCGAAGGUGCAGCGCUACUCACAGAGAAGAUCUGAGGGGUGAAUUCUGAAGAGAAUGGUUGUGUGAAGCACCACUGAAACACCACAGCUUACAGCUUUGGGUCAGACGCCUUCACCAGGAGCUCCUUCACUUUGCAACGCUUUGUUUGUCACAGAAUUCCUUUCUUCAGUUUCUUCCUAUGGGGAAAACAAAAGAAAAGGUACAGAAGGAAAGCAGGAAGGACCGAACACCUCAGCAGAGGGGUCUGCUUGGUAGGGCUGGGUCUGGACCCCCCACCUGUGCUGUGUGCUUUAAGGAAGGCAGCCCUCUUGGAUCUGUUCCUCUGUGCAGUUGGAGGGGAAGAGACGUUCCCAUAAGAAGCUAAAGGGAGGUUCCUGUGAGGGUGCAGCCCUUUGUCCGUCGUGUCACCGUAGUCCCUGGCUUUGUUUAAUGCCUUCUGAAAGAGCCCGUGUCUGUGCUGCAGGGAUCUCCGAGGGGCUGGGCUGUGGAGCUGGACCUUUCCUGUUGUCUGAACUUCAGUUCUUCGUAUAUUUUGUUAUUUUUAAGUUGUGGCAUUUAAACUUUUGCAGGUGUUUGUUUUCCUACCCUUCUCAGAACGGCACUUUUGUUUUUCCUCAUAAGAAACACCUUUAUUUAUUAUUUAAUCACAAUCUCACAACUAGGUUGCCUUCGUUUCUGAUCACCUGCACUGUUCUAUAAAGGGAAAGAGAAAAGUGCCUGCCUUGGCUGGCUUGUGGAGCGCCGGGGCCCUCAGGGAGGAGCCUUUCUGCUUUCCCAUUUUGACAGAGCUUGCUUGUAUUGGGCUGCUCGGCUUGUAGAACACGCCUGGGGAGCUCAUCCUCCUGACCAGGGCUCUUUGCUGGCAAUCCUGUUACAUCAGGCUCUUGGCACGUGUGCAGGGUCAGGCAGACAGGCCCUGUGCAGCGAGAGCAAGUUCUUGUUCACCACUGUAAAGGAACUGGUUUGAAGUUGUACUAUUUUAGAAGAAGGCUUAUCUGGAAAGGUAAGCACAGCUUCCUUAGAUUUGCUGCAGACUUGUAGAAAAAAUAAGCUAGUGGUGUUUAGACACCGUGACACAGAAAUGCAUUAACUGGUGUGAAGGAACCCACCGAACCUCUGGAGAGUCCUUGUGCCUGUCUCGUCUUUGGUUUGCAGAAGCUCUUGGACUUUGAAUACUUGGAAGAUGCUGCUGGCACUGUUUAGCUGAGGCGUAGGGGUUAAUGUGAGUGCUGCGGAGUGCAAGGCAGUUAGUGAGGGUUUUCUUUCGUUGUUUUUUUGGUCUGUGUAAGAUAUGCCUUUAUACAGCUAGCCUGAAUUGUGAUUCCUCUGCAUACCUUCAGCUGAAGAGAAGCUGCUUGCAGUUGACUCGUGGAAUGUUUCUUAAACAAGCAAACAGUGACAACUGGCUUGUCUUAAAAACAAGCACUGCACCCUCAGGAAAAGGGUGAAGUGCAGCAGGGGCUGAAAUGGGGGCUGGGUUGGUUCUCUUUAUCUGUCUUUGGUUUUUAACCAAGAGGGUAAAAAACGAAUGUGAGCUUGGUUCAGAAAUGGGAAGCUCCUCUAAACCUCCUGGCUUGCCACUGAAUUGAGUACAUCAGAACCAUCUCCAUAAGAUCGCCCUGUUUGCAGCUUUACAAUAUCCAUUUUGCCUUGAAUGCUAUUUUAUGCUGAGCUGUGAGACUCGAGAAAGCUGUUCAUCAGGCUCGGGCUGUACUCAAAGUUGGAAGCUUUGACAGUGCCUUGAAGCUGCCGUGCACAGAGGAUGGGAGCGGGGCCUCCUGGCACAGUGCUCUCAUUGCCCUGCUGUAAAGCACAGGGAGUCGUGUGAAUGGUGGAAUUGCUGCUGGUGUUGCACCCAACACGACGGGGCUGCAGUGCUGCUCUGCGGCUGGGAGCCAGCCCUGCAUCCUGCUGCGCUCUGAGCACGCUGGGGCUGCCCGUGUGUGUGCCGCACACCGAGGUGUUAAUGCUGAGCUCCAAACACUGCAUGCACCACAUCUCAUCCCGUAGCGCUCACUGCUGGAUCCACCACCCCGAGAUUCCCCACCCAGCACAGCUGUUAGGGAUCGGUAUUUAUUUGCUGUCAGACCCAUUGUGUCCAGAUCUCUGAGUACUGUUGGAAUGCCAUCCUUUGGAACAAAGGCAUUUUACAUUUACAGAUGAUGUAUUUUUAUUCUCGUGGUUUGUUUUUAAAUUUACUUGCAACAGUCAAGUUAAAUAAAACGUGUUACAUACAUC